Molecule: messenger RNA, 861 nt
Organism: Rotaria sp. Silwood1
Lineage: Eukaryota; Metazoa; Rotifera; Eurotatoria; Philodinida; Philodinidae
Source: the annotation of a GenBank genome assembly
AUGGUUCUUUUAGGAUGGCUUGCGACUGGUAAUAUGAAUGAUGCACGAAGUGACCAUACAGCGUCUGUAUUACGAAAUGGAAAAGUGUUAGUUACUGGUGGAUCUAAUUAUAGUUUAUACUUAAAUAGUGCCGAAUUGUAUGAUCCAUCAACAGAAACUUGGACAACGAUUGAUAGUAUGAAUAAUGCACGAUCUGUACACACAGCAUCCGUAUUACCAAAUGGAAAAGUAUUAAUUACUGGUGGAUAUGAUGGUAGUUUAUAUCUAAAUAGUACUGAGUUGUAUGAUCCAUCAACAAACACUUGGACAACGACUGGUAGUAUGAAUAGUGCACGGUAUGUACACACAGCCUCCAUAUUACCAAAUGGAAAAGUAUUAAUUGCUGGUGGAUAUGAUGGUAGUUUAUAUCUAAAUAGUGCUGAGUUGUAUGAUCCAUCAACAGGACUUUGGACAGUGACUGGUAGUAUGAAUCUUGAACGAUAUUCGCACAAAGCAUCGAUAUUAACAAAUGGAUAUGUGUUAAUUGCUGGUGGAUGGGAUGGAUAUUCUUUUCUGAAUACUUCUGAGUUGUAUGACCCAUCAACAGGAACUUGGACAACGACCGGUAGUAUGAAUAAUGCACGAUAUUCGCACACAACAUCAGUAUUACCAAAUGGAAAAGUGUUAGUUACUGGUGGAUAUGAUGGUAACUCGUAUCUAAAUAGUGCUGAGUUGUAUGAUCCAUCAACAGGACUUUGGACAGCGACUAGUAGUAUGAAUAGUGCACGAAGUGAACAUACAACAUCGAUAUUAACAAAUGGAGAUGUGUUAGCAACUGGUGGAUUUAUCAAUAUUUUUCUAAGUACUUCAGAAUUGUAUUAA